This is a messenger RNA of Rhopilema esculentum, 426 nucleotides long. The record is from RefSeq and is a predicted model, not a curated record. NCBI's taxonomy places the organism in Eukaryota, Metazoa, Cnidaria, Scyphozoa, Rhizostomeae, Rhizostomatidae.
AUGAGCCAAAAAGUUAAAGAAUUAAUAGAAAGAUGUAGUUCUUGCCAAGCAGUUGGAACAAGCAAGCCAAUUGACCCAAUGCAGAUAACACCAACCAACAACAUACCUUGGUAUCCUGUCGGAAUUGACUUUCUUGGACCUAUACCAGAUUCACAACAAUAUUUAUUGGUGGUCAUUGACAAAUAUACAAAAUUUCCAGAGGUAGAGAUUGUGCAUUCUACUUCAGCUCAAGCUGUAAUUCCGAAAUUAGACCGAAUAUUUGCAACUCACGGCAUACCAGUCAAACUUACUAGUGAUAACGGACCACCGUUCAAUGGAACCGAGUUUGAAAGGUACAUAAAAGCGCUGAAUAUAGAUUGGAAAACAAGUACUCCGUUAUGGCCACACAAGGAAAUGCAAAUGUUGAAAACUUCAACAAGAUGUUAA